UAGAGGGGAGCAGUCAUUAACAAUAGGUGAUCACACAAGGAAUAAAGCUUAUUGAUUACCGCUGUUCGAUUGUAAAGUUGCGCAUAAUCACCGCUCCCUAACAACAUCAACUAGUCCCGAAAUUGCCUGCCUGGAUACGCUUAGUGGCAAUCUAGUGGAACGCGGCAGAGAUCGUCGCAGAAUUAGUCGGUAUGUGCCCGUGUCCCUGGUUUUUAUGGUAAUUUGUCAAGUGACAUCGGUGAUCCAAGUAUUGGACUAUUGGAAUGCAAUGAAUGGGCUUUAAAACAACCUUGGUGCUAAUUUGCACGACGCAACGACAUCAACUGCUACGGCUACUCAUAUGAGACAACCCUGUCGUCUACGACGGACAAAGAUAUUGCUGUACGUCGUUUGGUAGGAUCGUCUAUAGACACUCGAUCACGGGACUAUCGAUGAGAGACACACCUUCAGGAAACAACCACAGGACGCCCGGAUAUCGACGCCCCGCAUCAUGAAGGCCCAUCCAUUAUUGAGGAGGAAGCCGACCACACACGUGGAAGGAGACACGUUUGUUCGCUAAGUAACAGCGUGUUGUAACACGGUCCAACCUAGCCACAUCUUCACCGUAGCCACAUACAGCGUUAACACUGUAAUCACGCGGGUUGAGGAAACAGCUGACAAGAACCCGUUCUCAAUACAUAGUUAUACCUCUGUAAUCACAUCCUCCACGAAUACCUAGAAAAAGGACAUCUCGUAGCUUACAAGACUAUUGGAAAGAACAGUUGGAUUGGAUUCAGUCGAAUUAUUCUGUUCAGAUAAAAUGACCUCUUUCCAUGAUGCCAGUAGACUGUGAGAAUCGUCCUCUGUGUUGAGACGGUUCAGCAAGUGCUCUCAGAAACUUAUAAUUAUCAGUAUCUCAUUUUAAAGACGUUUGAACUGUGGUCAAAAUGCCCAAAGCCACCGGUCUUCAGUUUUUCAGGAAACGCCAGUCUUUGGCCAACUUGGAGUUCGAGAGGCCCCAGAGUCUGUCCUCGGUGUACGAAGCCGUGAAACAGGCCGCGCUGGGUAUCGAGGAGCGUCUGUCAAUGCUGGAGAUGUCCUUCUACGGCCCUGGAAAACACAUAGAAGAGGAGGUGAAGAAAUGGCUGCCUCAGAUAGAAGCCGUCAUCAAGCCUGCCCGCUACACGGAGCUGAGUUGUCGCCGACAGGUUGUGGACAUCACGGAGCGGGUCCACAACGCUGCGGACAAGCUGAUGGUGGACAUGCAUUGUCUGUCUGCUGUGCAUGAGUGUGUCAGGAAGAUUCUUACAACCCUAAGGCUUGGCUUCUCUGACAUGAUUCUCGUCAUACAGAAACUGCUGUCGUAUACGAAUAAAUACAUGCUGAGCUUCAGUGCCCCUCUUGGAGACUCUUACCUGGAGACAGCUACCAACUAUGAAAAACAACGUCAAGAACUGUCACAGGCUAUUCAAGUGAAUGUGGACAAUAUUACAGAGAUGGCGGAUAAAUUUGAGCGUGAUGAGCUGCAUAUCAAUCACUUCGAUUACUGGGUGAAGACGGUCGCUGAGCGUUGUGACUGCAUGCAUGCGUCGAUACUCAUGGCAUUUCCGGCUGCCUGUGAGAACAUCAGGAACGUGUGCGCGGACAUCCGGAAGUGGCUGGAGGCGGAUAGCUCGUAUUCCACCUAUCUGAUGUUUGAUAUCGAGGCGCUGGAAUCUCAGCGCGAGACUCAGACUAGGAAAGUGCGAGACCUGCAGGUGAAGGUAUGCAAUACCGAGUACAAGGUGAAGGUCAUCAAGAAGGACAUCACUGACUGUGAUGAGGAGUUGGUUCGAGUCAGCAGCAAGGAGAAGGAGCUGCAGCAGGAGGAGAGUUAUCUGAUGGUGGCACACCAUGAUGUGCUGUUUGACCUCGAGAUCAAGGACUUCAGGAUAGAGGACAUGAAGCGCCAGUCCACGAAGAACAACAGCCGUGAGUUCAACGAGGCCUAUGAGCGUCUGUUGAGUGAGAUUAACGCGCUGAAGGACAAGAAGCCUGCCAUAGACCGGAAGUUGGGAGAUAUUAACAAGAAGAUGGCGUGGAUCCGGGAGAAGCAAGAGAAGGCUCGGCAGCGGUCCAGUCAGCUGGAGGAUGCCAAGACCGACUUGAGACAUGCCAAGAAGACGGCGCGGAAGGCGGAGGUAGAGCUGGAGAGAGUGGAGACAUGUCUGACAAAGGUCAAGGACAUUCACCGCAUCAAAACAAGUCCCGAAACCCUCAAGAAAAUCUUCCACAAGCUGCCCUUCACUCCUCGGAAGUUAAACGCCUCGAAGAAAACGGAUAAACUAGAGCGAGCCUGCCGCAUCACUGCCGCCUGGGUGGAGGGGGACUGGGUCAAGCUGUACCGCUCCCUCCCGUUCUACCCGGCCCGGGGGGAGGAGACGGUGGGCGCUGACAUCGACAACAUCUUCAAGACGUACAUGCGGCACACGGUGGAGGAACAGGCCAAACAGGCACUAUGUCGCUGGCGGCGGAUGCACACGCGGGCAAAGUUGGAGGACCUCGUGGACACUUUACAUGAAAUUCGGCGGAGGGAUAUUGUUGACAAAAUUGAGGAAGAUUUUAAUGCGAGGAAAAAGCCUCACAUUCAGACGCCUCUUGUCAGGACUGUUCACUUCCCCAAACUUCCGGUUAGGUAGAUCUUCAUAACCCUUACAACCGGUCUGUUGUGUUGAGCACAUUUGCAUCAGGAGACGGUGACGUCACUUCCGGGGAAGGGUGUUUGACGUUUCCUCGGAUCAGGUGAAUGGGAGUGCGUUGUCAACAUGUCCUACAGUUUCAGCAGUUGCGAAAAUCAGUGUGAGACCUCACCUAGAGCGGGGACAGAUGGUAUUGUUUGCGUAACGCGAAUCCAUCUGAAGAAUAUAAAGAUUUUUUCGACCUCACAAUCUAACCCUUGUUUUUGAUUAUACUGAAUGGAAGCGAAUAUUUGAAGGUGUCUCAUGGGUUAUUGUUCCGUUGAUGAAAGUGCGGCGUCAAAUGUGCACGUGAGUUGAUUUUACCACCGCUUCGAACAAUAAUGUUACAGUGAGUCAGCUGAAUGCUGGAAUAUACUCGAGGUAAAGUAUUAACAAACCCGCUCAUUCUUGCACGCGUAAGGGACUCAGUUGUGCCCAGUGAGCUAAGGUACCUCAGACGACAGUGCUGUCAGCUCCCUUCGCCCUUAGCCUCAAACUAGACAGUGUAGGUAAGAAAUAUUUUGUAGGAAACCAGGCAAAAUUCCUCCAACACAUAAUUGCUAGGGAAAGCCACCAUAAUGCCAAACUCCUUGUACUGACAAACCUGGAUUCGAACUCAGCAACUCUGCACAGCGAAUUUAGGCGUUUGCGACAUGUGGGUCGGGUCAUGCGACAUCAGGAAUGUGCUUCAUCUACUUGCGUUCAUUCAGUGCCUUAGGUUGGAGUGUUUGGUAGUCGAACUUUACCUAUCCAUUUGUUUAAAAAAAGUGAUGAGAAAUAAGACAACAUUUUACCGAGGCCUAUUGUAAGUUUCCAUGAGUCAGUACGACUCCGCUAAGAUGAGUUAGCCAAUGUUCCACUUAUUUCUGAUAAAAGAACCCAUGCAGAACAGUUGACCGCCGUGGAUGGUGUGCAUUGUUUCUGUUUGGUGAGACUCCACAUUGCGCACGCGUCAGCGAGAAUCCUUGUAACAAACGUUGACCAAUCAGAGAACUGUGUGCUGUCCUCGCACGUGUUGUAUUGUCUCAAUAAACUACCACAAGUUGA
This is a messenger RNA of Haliotis rufescens (red abalone), 3743 nucleotides long. RefSeq lists its product as uncharacterized. The record is from RefSeq and is a predicted model, not a curated record. Gene Ontology annotation, molecular function: protein binding. Bases 927 to 2657 code for a protein of 576 amino acids. Gene Ontology annotation, biological process: signal transduction. Lineage: Eukaryota; Metazoa; Mollusca; Gastropoda; Lepetellida; Haliotidae. The transcript has 5 exons.